Hemicordylus capensis (graceful crag lizard) is the source of this 480-nucleotide messenger RNA. Its product is annotated as tauPI-stichotoxin-Hcr2d-like. The transcript has 3 exons. Gene Ontology annotation, molecular function: serine-type endopeptidase inhibitor activity. The record is from RefSeq and is a predicted model, not a curated record. Lineage: Eukaryota; Metazoa; Chordata; Lepidosauria; Squamata; Cordylidae. The coding region runs from base 113 to 391 and encodes 92 amino acids.
AUCCUCCCUCCCUGCCUCCUUGGGCAAGUUCCCCACCUUGUUGCAUCUGUUCUGCUAGGAGGAUAUAGGGAGGCAGCCGGAGUGGGCGCAGCACUGCCAAGCCUGCUUCAUCAUGCAGUCUGGGGGCCUCCUCCUCCUCCUCCUCCACUUCCUCCUGCUGGUGGGGAUCCUCGCUGUCUCCACAGACCCUAGGGAUGCUCUCCAAGCACGCUGCUACGAACCAAAUGAAAUUGGUCGAUGUGCUGCAUAUCUGCCCCGCUUCUUCUACAACCAAACCACGGGGCAUUGUGAGCCUUUUUUCUAUGGCGGCUGCCAGGGAAAUGGAAACAGGUUUCGCACUCUCGAGAAGUGCCAGGAGAUCUGCCAAAGAGGAGAUGGAGAAAACCCAUGAGAGCGAUGCAGAGUCUGCAGCCCCAGCAAUACAUGUUUGAUCCUGCUUCCUGUGGCUUUAACCCCUUGUCCUGCUUAAAAUGGUAAUCG